GUCGCGGGCACGUUUCGGCGGAUGCUCUUUGCCGGCGGCGGCUUUGGCGGCGGUUUCGGCGGCGGCGAGGGCGGCGGGGCGCCGGCGGUGCAGCGUCGGCCGGCGACCCUCCGCGAGUCGGAGGUCAAGGCGAAGCUGGCCCGCUUCCUCGCCGGCAUGCGCGCCCUUGAGCGCCAGCGGGCCGCGAGCGCGCAGCCGCCGCUGCCGCCAAUCAUGAACCAGUUCAUCGUAUGGGCGGGCGACUUGCUUGCGGGCGGCGGCCGUGGCGAGGGAGUCCAGGACGCGGCCGGCGUCGAGGCGGCGGCGCGGCGGUACGUGGGCGGCGCCGCCGGUGCGUCGGGCACCGCGUCGGCGUGGGCGAGCGCCAGCGUUGACGACAGCGACGGCGACGAGGAUGACUGCUGCAUCUGCCAGGAGGGCCUGUCCGACUCCAAGGCGAACGACGAGUACGGAGAGCCGCUCGAGACUGGCUGCGGCCACCGCUUUCACGUGGUGUGCCUCGCACGCCACCUAGAGGCGUCGACCAGCAGCGGGCAAGAGCCCGUCUGCCCGAUGUGCCGAUCCAGCAGCUUGUCGGUUUCCUUUCGGCCACUCACUCGGCCGGUGGGAUGAGCGCAUACAUGAGGCGCGGGCGGGGGAAAAGGGAGGCACUUGUGUCGUUCACUGUACCUUAUCUCCUCACAGAUC
Emiliania huxleyi CCMP1516 is the source of this 687-nucleotide messenger RNA. RefSeq lists its product as hypothetical. The record is from RefSeq and is a predicted model, not a curated record. Bases 22 to 612 code for a protein of 196 amino acids. The transcript has a single exon. Lineage: Eukaryota; Haptophyta; Isochrysidales; Noelaerhabdaceae.